AUGCCCGUGUGGCUUUGGCACGCUACCAUAGGAAUCAUCUUACUUGCGACAGCCGUUCGCUCGCGACGCAAAAGAAACAUACACCUCCCUCCUGGCCCCACGCCUUUCCCCAUCAUUGGCAACAUCCUCAAUUUUCCUCGAGAACACCUCGGCCGUGAGUUUGCGGGCCUCACCAAGACAUUCGGCGACGUUGUCCACCUCAGCAUGUUGGGACAGUCUACCAUCGUUUUGGGAUCCCAAAAGGCGGCUUAUGCCUUACUAGACAAGAGAUCAGCCAACUAUUCCCAUCGCCCAGUAUCUGUUAUGGUACCCCUAGUUGGGUAUGAAUGGCUGUUUGCCCUGAUGAAUGAUGGACAGCGUUGGCGCCAGCACCGGCGCGCAGUGCACCCUACUUUGACGCCGGACAUCGUGCGGGAAUAUCAGCCGAUUCAGUCGAAGGUUGCGCGUCGUUUCGUGCGAAGCAUAUUGCGCUCUCCCCAAGAUUUGGCUCUGCAUAUUCGUUUUACGUUUGCUGCCAUCGUCAUGGAGGUGAUUUACGGUAUUGAGAUCCGCGAGGCGCACGAUAAGUACUUCAAGAUGGUGGAACGGAUGGCCGAAGUCGGAGAAGCCAUCGUGAUGCCUGGGAGAUUUCCUGUGGAGGCCUUUCCUGCACUGCGUUGUCUACCGUCAUGGUUUCCAGGUGGUGGUUUCAAGAAAUUUGCAGCCGAUGCCAAACGGAAUAUAUCGUACAUCAUAGAUCAUCUCUUUGAGACUGCUAAGACGGCGAUGGUGAGUGAUACGAGUGGCUCUGGUGUUAGCCGCAUCCUUGGAGCCUCGGAGGACGAGGAUGCACAGCUGGAGGGAAUGUGUAAAGAAGUAGCCGGGACGCUGUACGUCGGUACGUGUUAUACACUGACUAACGCCACAAUGGAAGCAUUUUUACUUGCCAUGGCACUCUAUCCUCAGGCACAGGAAAAGGCACAAGCGGAAUUGGACGCGGUCGUUGGUACCGAACGGCUCCCGGAAUUCUCGGAUCGUCCAUCGCUUCCAUACAUCAAUGCACUGGUUCAAGAGUUGCUUAGGUGGCAUCCUGUUACCCCGAUAGGUGUUCCCCACCGGGUUGUCGCCGACGACGAAUACAAUGGCUACGUUAUCCCCGGUGGCGCUACUAUAUUUGUCAAUGUCUGGGCUAUCCUACGCGAUCCCGAUGUUUACCCAGAUCCUGAGGACUUCAAACCUGAGCGCUUCUUGAACUCUCGUGGAGAAUUUGACGUCGGCGAACGAGACCCAGCUGAAAUUUUAUUCGGAUUCGGUCGAAGAGUAUGUCCCGGUCGACACUUUGCCCAGGCGACGCUCUUCAUUCUAUGCGCCUGUGUCCUCGCGGCAUUCAAGAUUGAGCUGCCCGUUGACGAACACGGGGCUCCCAAGGAGAUAAAGCGAGAGGCAACCGAUGCAAACGUCAUCUCGUUAGUAGUGUCUCGAUCUUGCAGCCUUUCGUUCAUUGAAAUGCAUUUGGACAGACACCCGAAGGUGCACCGAUAUACGAUGCAGCCCCGCUCGUCGAAACUCCAACAAUACCUUGGACUGGCGCAAGAUGAUUGA
This is a messenger RNA of Dichomitus squalens LYAD-421 SS1, 1581 nucleotides long. RefSeq names its product cytochrome P450 98A3. The record is from RefSeq and is a predicted model, not a curated record. The transcript has 8 exons. NCBI's taxonomy places the organism in Eukaryota, Fungi, Basidiomycota, Agaricomycetes, Polyporales, Polyporaceae. Gene Ontology annotation, molecular function: monooxygenase activity; iron ion binding; oxidoreductase activity, acting on paired donors, with incorporation or reduction of molecular oxygen. Bases 1 to 1581 code for a protein of 526 amino acids.